Caenorhabditis briggsae is the source of this 543-nucleotide messenger RNA. RefSeq names its product Protein CBR-UBC-12 (gene Cbr-ubc-12). The coding region runs from base 1 to 543 and encodes 180 amino acids. NCBI's taxonomy places the organism in Eukaryota, Metazoa, Nematoda, Chromadorea, Rhabditida, Rhabditidae. The transcript is spliced from 2 exons. The record is from RefSeq and is a predicted model, not a curated record.
AUGUUCAAUCUCCAAAAUCGAAUCAACGGCAACGACGAUGAUCGUCAGUACCUGGAGACGCGUAUAGCCGUUCGUGACAAGCUUCUCGCUCAAGAAAUGAAGGAUCUCGAGAGCAGUCUUCGCAACCAAAACCAGAAGCUCUGGAAUCUCCACGUCCCUUCUACAUCGAAACUCCACGAACUGGACCUGACCGUCACCCCACAGGAGGGAAUAUACAAGGGCGGAAAGUUCCUUUUUAAGAUCAACGUGCCACCAGAGUACAACAACAUGCCACCGGUGUGUAAGUGCGUGACGAAGGUUUGGCACCCGAAUAUCAACGAGGACGGCUCUAUCUGCUUGUCGAUUCUCCGUCAGAAUUCGUUGGAUCAAUUCGGAUGGCGACCAACGCGAAACCUUCUGGAGGUUGUCCACGGACUGGUCGCUUUGUUCACCGAUCUCAUCGAUUUCGACGAUGCCCUCAACAUCCAAGCCGCUCAACAGUACACCCAGAACAAGGAAGCCUUCAAGAACCGCGCUCGUGAAUACAUCCAAAGAUACUGCUAA